This is a messenger RNA of Punica granatum (pomegranate), 2181 nucleotides long. NCBI's taxonomy places the organism in Eukaryota, Viridiplantae, Streptophyta, Magnoliopsida, Myrtales, Lythraceae. The record is from RefSeq and is a predicted model, not a curated record.
GGAGACGGAGCUUUUCUCUCUUCUUUCUCUCUCUAUCUAGAAAGUAAGAGAGAAGGAAGAAGAGAGAGAGAGAGAGAGAGAGAGAGAGAGGAAGAAACGCGGUAAGGAAGGAAACAAUGAUGUCACUGAGGCGAUACACGUCCUUCCUCCUCCUCCUUCUGAAGAAGGAGAAGGAGAAGGAGAGUAGGCAGAGUUUGGGGUGGUUAGUGAUGGAGAGCAGAAGGUUGCUGAAUGGGGUUGCAGGGGGAGUUGAUGAGGACCUCCGUGGCAAUGAGGACGGUCAUCAGCUCCUCACCCCUUGGGCCUCUUCCGUUGCUAGUGGUUACACUUUGUUGCGGGACCCACACCACAACAAGGGAUUAGCAUUCCCCGAGAAAGAGAGAGAUGCUCAUUACUUGCGUGGACUUCUGCCACCAGCAGUCAUGAGUCAGGAGCUGCAGGAAAAGAAGAUAAUGAACAUGCUUCGCCAGUAUAAGGUUCCCCUUCACAUAUAUAUGGCCAUGAUGGAUCUCCAGGAGAGGAAUGAAAGGUUAUUUUACAAGCUUCUUAUCGACAAUGUCGAGGAACUGCUUCCCAUAGUGUACACUCCAACAGUUGGCGAGGCUUGCCAGAAAUAUGGCAGCAUUUUCAGGCGCCCCCAGGGCCUCUAUAUCAGCUUAAAAGAAAAGGGAAAGAUACUCGAGGUCCUGAAAAACUGGCCCGAGAGGAAUAUUCAAGUGAUUGUUGUGACUGAUGGUGAGCGAAUCUUGGGUCUUGGUGAUCUGGGUUGCCAGGGGAUGGGCAUUCCUGUUGGAAAGCUCUCUUUGUAUACCGCACUCGGAGGUCUUCGUCCUUCAGCAUGCCUGCCUAUAACCAUUGAUGUUGGAACGAACAACAAAGAUUUGUUGAAGGAUGAGUUCUAUAUUGGCCUUAGGCAAAACAGGGCAACUGGGCAGGAAUAUGCUGAACUACUGGAAGAGUUCAUGUUUGCUGUCAAGCAGAACUAUGGAGAGAAAGUCCUUAUUCAGUUCGAAGAUUUUGCAAACCAUAAUGCAUUUGAAUUACUGGCAAAAUACAGUAAUACACACCUUGUCUUUAAUGAUGACAUUCAGGGCACAGCUUCAGUGGUGCUUGCAGGGCUAAUCGCUGCUCUUAAAUUAGUGGGUGGGAAAUUAUCGGAUCAGAAGUUUUUAUUUCUCGGCGCAGGGGAGGCGGGAACUGGAAUUGCAGAGCUUAUAGCUCUUGAGAUGUCAAAACAGACAAAAACUUCGAUAGAAGAGACCCGCAAGAAGAUUUGGCUUGUAGACUCUAAGGGGCUGAUUAUUGCAUCCCGAAAAGAGACGCUUCAGCACUUCAAGAAGCCCUGGGCUCACGAGCAUGAACCCAUGAGAACUCUUCUUGAUGCAGUCAAGGCCAUCAAGCCAACAGUUUUAAUAGGAUCGUCAGGAGUGGGAAAGACAUUCACGAAGCAGGUGGUUGAGGCCAUGGCUUCAUUCAACAAGGUUUCUCACAGACAUGACAAGCAGAUACUAGUACUCAUACAUAAACCUAUAAUUCUUGCUCUCUCCAAUCCGACUUCCCAAUCCGAAUGCACAGCUGAAGAAGCUUACACCUGGAGUGAGGGUCGAGCAAUUUUUGCCAGCGGAAGCCCAUUCAAUCCUGUAGAAUAUAAUGGGAAGACUUAUGUGCCGGGACAGGCAAAUAAUGCAUACAUAUUCCCUGGAUUGGGUUUGGGCCUGAUCAUAUCCGGUGCCAUCCGCGUUAAGGAUGACAUGCUUCUUGCUGCCUCGGAAGCAUUAGCUGCUCAAGUUGCAACGGAGAAUUUCGAGAAGGGACUGAUCUACCCUCCAUUCUCCAACAUCAGAAAGAUAUCCGCCCACAUUGCUGCUAAUGUUGCUGCCAAGGCAUAUGAGCUCGGAUUGGCUUCUCGGCUUCCUCGACCCAAAGAUCUGGUUGAAUAUGCCGAGAGCUGCAUGUACAACCCAGUAUACCGGACCUACCGUUGAAGCUUUGCUGAAUUCUCUCCAUCAUACGGCCGAUUUUUCAAUGAUGAACAAGAUAUCGAUCUCUUUAUUUUCAUCUGAACGUUUUUCUUUUCUAGAUUUGUAGAUAAAUCGAUAGUCCUACCAAUUUGUAUUCCCUGCUUCCAUAACUUCUCUCCCAGAAUAAUUUUGGAAAUAAUCAGUAGAUUCUUUAUGCUCA